AUGAUCUCCACUGCAGCUCUGCAAACCAUACUGGGAAUUCCUCCUCUCCACCUCCAACUACAAAGAGAGGCGAAGGGCAUCUCGGUCUAUAGGCUCCACAAUAAUAACAACAGUCUCAACAUCGACCCCAACGAAGUGGACAGCAAGUUAACCGGCUGGACCUCUCAUCCCUCGGUGCACCUUCAGGAUCGCCAAAUCUCAUUAGAGGACGGACGAAGUUUCUUCGAUGUCAAUGGAAUAUACACAGACGGCUCGAAGACAGAAAAAGGUGUCGGAGCAGCCUUCUGUGUAUUCCAAAAUGGAUAUCCAACGACUACUUGGACAUCAAAGCUGGCAGAAUAUAAUACCGUCUUCCAAGCCGAAAUCCUGGCACUCUACAAGGCGGUCAAUUAUAUUCGGUCAACAUCAACAACGACAACCAUCUACGUUGACAACAAAGCCAGCAUCCAAGCAGCCGCCAAUCCGAAAUCCAAGAAUAGGAAAGCCAGAGAGAUUUUCAAAAUCCUUUCCUCCAAUAUUAAUAUCAACCUCUCUUGGAUCAAGGCCAACACCGGACAUGCCGGCAACAAGUCAGCAGACAUACAAGCCAAACAGGCAGCAGAAUCCGACCAAGAUAUACAGCCAGAGCCAUAA
This is a messenger RNA of Argiope bruennichi, 633 nucleotides long. RefSeq lists its product as uncharacterized. Gene Ontology annotation, molecular function: nucleic acid binding; RNA-DNA hybrid ribonuclease activity. The coding region runs from base 1 to 633 and encodes 210 amino acids. Gene Ontology annotation, biological process: DNA replication, removal of RNA primer. The transcript has a single exon. The record is from RefSeq and is a predicted model, not a curated record. Lineage: Eukaryota; Metazoa; Arthropoda; Arachnida; Araneae; Araneidae.